GGCCAAUUAACGAAACACCUGAUCGGAAUUGCAGUUCAGUGAAUAACAUUUAAUGUGAAACUGAAUUCGAUUAGGAGUUAUUCUGAAACGUAGACCAUGACUUCAAAGCGAACGAGAAAAGUGAGUGCCGAAGGGCAUUUCAUGGAGCAAAUGAGCGAGAUGCGUCAAAAGAAAGCGGAUCUUUUUAUCCAACAGUUCGAGAAAGAUGCGCAAGACCGCAUCAACGAGAUGGUGUCUAAAAUGGAGCAAACUCUUGCCACGGUAGAUCGUGUGUUCAAAGUGGAACUAAUGAAAAUGCCACCUGCCCUCCAGAACACAUUAAUCAAAGAUUUGAUAAAUGGUGGUUUGUCAGCUGGAGACGUAACGAUUGCUGUCAAGAACGAGUCUCCUGAAAUGCAUCAGCCACUCACAAGGAAGCACAGCGGCAAAAAAGCUAAAGUCAGCGAUGGUGCACCCAAACGGAUCACAGGAUCUCAGACAAGGAAACCGUUAGAAGCAGCUAAGAAGGCAACCAACAAAACAAGAUCUCUUGUUACAAGUUCAAGCGCAGGAAACUUAAGGUGUGCCUCUACCUCAACGUGUAAGAGGGCAGUGUCUCGUGUCGCCAAAACCAGUGACCAGAGUGCACUGACUAGUAAACAAAGAGCGGUCCUGCUGUCGAGCGGUAAUGACCGCAUGUCCUGCUUCGCGGCAGGGUCCGCACCAUACGUCACCAUAUCUACCUCUCUUGGGGAGACAGUUUGUCUUUCUGAAGAGACCAAGGACGAGAUUGACGUGAGGCAAAUGGAUGAUAUGGCUGUUCUUCAGAUGCAAAGGCUGAUGAAACUGAUGGUCUACCUAGCCAACAAGUUUAAACUGAACAGUCUUUAACUGGGGUGAUUCACCCAUGCAAUCCAUCUACGCACCGGUUUUACUGUAACUUGAUUUAAAUAAAGAUAUUCUUAAUAUUGUACAAGAACUGAAA
Osmerus eperlanus (European smelt) is the source of this 964-nucleotide messenger RNA. RefSeq names its product cell division cycle associated 9 (gene cdca9). The transcript has 10 exons. Gene Ontology annotation, cellular component: chromosome, centromeric region; spindle midzone; chromosome passenger complex. The coding region runs from base 97 to 870 and encodes 257 amino acids. NCBI's taxonomy places the organism in Eukaryota, Metazoa, Chordata, Actinopteri, Osmeriformes, Osmeridae. Gene Ontology annotation, biological process: mitotic sister chromatid segregation. The record is from RefSeq and is a predicted model, not a curated record.